AUGCAUCGAUAUUUUAAAAAAUCAAGGAAUGAUUCAACUUCUAGUUCGAGUAUUGCAACCCCGAAUUCGACUGUGAACCAGGAUGGAAUCAAUGUUGCAAGUUUUGAAGCUAAUUCUGAAAACAUAGUUAGUGACCCGAAUGCGAUUUUGAAUCAAGAAAGAAUAAAUAUUGAAGUUAAUCCGGAAAACAUAGUUAGUGACCCGGGGCUACGGAGUCCUAUUGCUAGUUAUGAUGUUCAAAUAAGGGAUCGCAUUCGAAGAGAAUAUGUCUCUAAGGGGCCUUGUCAACCGAAAGGUCAUGUCUUUAGGAAAACUUCGUAUGGUAAAGAGAAAAGGAGCUUCCAAGCUAAAUGGUUUGAAAAACAUAUAUGGUUGGAAUAUAGUGUUGAAAAAGAAGCGGCAUUUUGUUUUUGGUGUUAUCUUUUCAAGCCUAUUAAUGCCAAUCGUUUUGGAGAUGAUGUAUUCGUGAGUACGGGCUUUAAAAAUUGGAAAAAGGCGCUUGCUAUUUUUAGAGAACAUGAAGGUUCAGCAAAUAGCACACAUGAUCAGGCCAGAAUACUUUUUGAAGGGUUUAAAAAUCAAAGACAAAGUGUUGAUUACAAUUUGAGGAAAUAUGAUAAGGAAGACGAAGUCAACUACCGCAUUCGCUUGACUGCUUCUUUAGAUGUGAUUCGAUUAUUGUUAAGACAGGGAUUGCCAUUUCGUGGGAAUGAUGAAUCAUUUGCGUCUACAAACAAGGGAAACUUUCUAGAGAUACUUAAAUGGUAUUGUGAGCAUAAAGAAGAGGUAGCUGCAGUUACAUUGGAGAACGCUCCACGUAAUAAUCAGAUGACUAGUCCUUUGAUUCAAAAGGAAUUAUCAAAUUGUUGUGCUGUUGAGACUACGAAAGUUAUUUUGGAAGAUAUUGAAAAUCGCAAAUUCUCUCUAUUGGUUGAUGAAGCGCGAGAUUCAUCGAUAAAAGAGCAAAUGGCUUUGGUUAUUAGAUACGUGAACAAUAAUGGAGAGAUUAUAGAAAGAUUCUUAGCCUUGGUACAUGUCACUGAUACUACAGCAAAGUCAUUGAAGGAAGGGAUUGACUCAGUGUUUGCUAAGCAUGCUUUAUCUUUAUCACGGUUAAGAGGUCAAGGCUAUGAUGGUGCAUCAAAUAUGCGGGGUGAGUACAAUGGUCUGAAAACCCUUAUACUGAAUGAAAAUAGAUCUGCGAAGUACAUCCAUUGUUUUGCUCAUCAGCUCCAACUAGUCGUGGUAAAUGUUACAAAACAACAUGGUGCUAUAAGUGAUUUUUUCACCAUUGUCACUAUGAUUGUAAAUACAUGUGGAACAUCUUGUAAAAGGAGAGACAAACUACGACAAGCUGAGCAUGAGAAAAUUGUCAAAUCUCUAGAAAGGGAAGAGAUUAAAAGUGGAAGAGGUUUAAAUCAAGAGAUGAGUUUAAGGCGGCCGGGUGACACUCGAUGGGGAUCACACUUCACUACUUUGCUUCGUCUAAAAGGUAUGUGGUCAUCGGUAAUUGAAGUACUUGAAAAUGUGUAUGAAGAUGGUACUAAUCCAGAUAAUAAAGACUUUCGGGAGAAUGGAUGGAACCAAUUCGUGAGACAGGUUGAAGAGUUUUGUGUGACUAAUUCCAUUGAUGUCAUCAAUAUGGAUGAUGCCGUCAAGUUUGGUGUGCGAAUGAAACGAGGGGAACGCGUUACAAAUUAUCAUCAUUACAAGGUGGAGGUUUACUGUCAGGUUCUUGAUUUAGUUAUUCAAGAGAUGGAAAAUCGUUUCCCAGAAACAAAUACAGAAUUGCUUAUUUGCAUGAAUUGCCUUAGUCCAAGAAACUCCUUUGCUAGCUUCAAUAUCGACAAGUUGGUCCGUCUCGCAGAACUUUAUCCGGAUGACUUCUCGUGCACUGAAUGUAUGGCUCUCCAAUAUCAACUUAAAACUUAUAUCAGUGAUAUAGUUGAUAAAGUCGAGUUCUCCAAUAUUGAAGAUUUGGGAAAUCUUGCAAAGAUUUUGGUCGCUACCACAAGAGAUAAGGCUUUUCCCUUGGUAUACCGUUUGAUUGAAUUGACUCUGAUCCUUCCUGUUGCGACCGCCUCUGUUGAGAGAGUAUUUUCUUCGAUGAAAUUUAUCAAGACUGAUUUGCGAAACAGAAUGGGAGACGGUUGGAUGAAUGAUAUCUUAGUUGUAUACAUUGAGAAGGAUAUUUUUAACAAAAUUGAAAAUGAGGCCAUUCUUCGACGAUUUCAAGAAAUGGCGACACGUCGGAAACAAUUAUCAUCUAGAGCCUCGUAA
Molecule: messenger RNA, 2280 nt
Organism: Salvia hispanica
Lineage: Eukaryota; Viridiplantae; Streptophyta; Magnoliopsida; Lamiales; Lamiaceae
Source: RefSeq, a predicted model, not a curated record